AUGGUUCCGCAUGGUCGCAACUACUAUCAGAGUGGCAUCUUCCUCAAGGAUCUGAACGAAGAGGUGAUCAGCAUCAUUGGGAAGCACUACCAAGCAGUCCCUUCUCCCAUGUCAGUGGUCAUGAUUGAGACUGAGGGAGGCAAGAUCGCCGAGCUUCCUGAAGACGAGUGUGCUGUGUCUUGGCGGCAGACCCGGUUCUGCGUCAACGUUGUUGCUGCAUGGGAAAAGCUGAAGCCCUACAAAACCGACUCCACCUACAUCAACAUGUUCAACGUGCCUCAGGAGGAGAAAGAUAAGAUCCCCAUUGCUGAGUUCUUUGGGACACAUGCGGCCAGAGUGAAGGAGAUCAAGCUCAAGUGGGACCCCAAGAAUGUGUUCCAAGCUCAGACCAACAUCCUCAAGAUGGCCUGA
Acanthamoeba castellanii str. Neff is the source of this 411-nucleotide messenger RNA. RefSeq names its product FAD/FMNcontaining oxidoreductase. Gene Ontology annotation, molecular function: oxidoreductase activity; flavin adenine dinucleotide binding. The transcript is spliced from 4 exons. Bases 1 to 411 code for a protein of 136 amino acids. The record is from RefSeq and is a predicted model, not a curated record. NCBI's taxonomy places the organism in Eukaryota, Discosea, Longamoebia, Acanthamoebidae.